AUGCGAGCGUCUACUGAGAUCCACAGUGCGGAUGCGCAACCGUCGACGGCGCCCGGAGCUCAUCGGAGUGCGGGCAAGACAAAACUGUCGAUUUUUGACCGUUUCCUAAAACGUAACGACGGACCACCAACGUCGGGCCGUCCCGCGAUAGCGUCGGCGCCGCGACCGACGAGCCCCAAAUGGGACUUCGCUACGUCGCGCCUUUCUGCGCGCCGCAGCGCGCCCCUUGAACUCAACGCCGACAGCAUACGCAUUCCUAGAGACCGCUGCGAAGUGCCGAUGCCCGCAACUGCAUACAACAUAGGAAGCCGCAGCCGCAGUACAGCAGCCGAGAAAUCGUCCGAAAGCGAAGCGGAGGCAAUCGCUGUUCGUCACUCGAAAUGGGUCACCUUCGGGACGCCGAGCCCGCGGGCCUCGCAAGAAAUUGAACGAGGACGCCAAGAUCACUGCCGUGAAAGCAGUGGUGUACUAGAAUCGACGCGAUCGCGUUGCAUUGAGACCACCAACGGAAUCGAUCACGGGUCUAAUAGAGGCCGCGCGCAUGGAUCAGACCUACAACACCUGAGCAAUACGCAUCAUGCGGACCUCAGCGACCUGAUCGAGGAUACAUGCGCGCAGUUGAAAGGUGCUAGAAAAGCUGAACGGCGUUGGUCGGCACCGAAGUUUGGCGACGACCAGCCACGGCCCGAGACCCUGGAGGAGAAAGUGGCCGCGUGGGACCCAAAUCAAGAAACCUAUGCUCUGUCGCCGCCUGGAGAACUCGAGCUAUUUGAACUCGAAACGAUCGACCCAAGGCGCACGAGACGACCGAAGCCGGCCCCGCGCAAUGCGGCGCUCUGUUGUGAGAGCAAGCCUUCGUGCGCUCGGUCGCCGACCAGCCCUCCGAAGAUUAAGAGAAUUCUGCCCGUAACGGCCGCCGAUUCUAGCAUGUACGAAGACUUGCACUGGUUCAUCGAAUCGUGCGAGCAGUCGGCUACGUCAACUCCGCUCUGUGACCGUGCAACCACAGCCGGCACUUCGACGCCGAAAGCAGAAGCCCGGCCUGCCUCCCUCUCCAUUAAGGCCGGCGCUGCCACACGCCAAGCUGACACAUCGCUUGCGCCCGUCGAAAAAGGCAAGGCGUCUUCAGUCGCUCCAGGUGUAUCGUAUUCGCUCAGUGGUCCAAGAGAAGAACUGCCGCAAGAACGCGCGCGGGGGCAUAGUAUGGCGGAUACGUCCAUAGCUACACCUGUAGUGCCGCAGAACAGCUGUAUACCACCAAAGCCCGCUACCAGCACUAGUCGUCGCGAUGUCGUCUCGCCCUAUGCUCCAAAGCCUUCGUCGUCCGGCAAGUCCGACGGACUUGCCGACCUAAACUGGAUGCCCGUAGUGGAAUCUCACCAGGUAGCAGGACCGGUGGCGCCGGGAACUGAGGAGGACAAGACGAAGGGAGGCGAUGCGAGGAGUAAUGAACCCGACGAGCAGGAAGCUGCCGCCCGAGGAGAAAAGAAGCAUCAUCGCAAACACGACAGAAAGAAGCACCACAGAAAGAAGAAGUUGGCCAAGCUGAAGAAGAAAGAGCGGGCGAAGGCGGCUCGGCUUACGCAAGACGAAGCAGCCUUGCCGACAUCAGAGCAGCAGGGACCGUCCGCAGCGUCCCCCCGCUGUCAAUCGGACCAUGGUUCCAACCACAGAGGCGCCGCCGCUGCAGCCACUGCCGCCGCUGCCGCCGCCUCUCCCUCUGUCGAUCCAGAGCCUGACGGCGUAGGUGACGAGGUGACCCACAUCGACAGCGGCACUGUCAGUAUAAGCAUCAGAACGCUGAUACGCACAAGAUCAGGCCUUCUGUGGCCAUUUAACUCCCCUCACGACAGCUGA
This is a messenger RNA of Dermacentor silvarum, 1857 nucleotides long. RefSeq names its product serine/arginine repetitive matrix protein 1-like. Lineage: Eukaryota; Metazoa; Arthropoda; Arachnida; Ixodida; Ixodidae. The record is from RefSeq and is a predicted model, not a curated record. The transcript has a single exon. Bases 1 to 1857 code for a protein of 618 amino acids.